UUGAACAGUAGAGUCAGGGAAGUACUGGUGGAGACACCUAAACUAAAUGAUUUCCUCCGCAAUAAUGUGGGUGGCAGGGGUGUUGUUGAUUCCAAUGAGAAUGUUACCAUGGAGGCAUUUGUCAUAAAACCAGAUAUGUUUAUUCAAGAUGAAGAACUGAUAAGGUUAAUUACUGCACUGCCCGCCUACGAGAGAAUAAAGGAAAAUAUGGGGAUUCUGCGGGAGAAAGUAAGGGUUCUUAACGAGGUUGCAAACAAUCUUGAAAAAGCAGGAGUUUACUCUCUGCAGCAAUGGGAUGAAUUCACAGACAAGGAGAGUAUUCUUUUAAUGGCAAGGGGGAUUUUGAAUGCAGCUCUUAAUAUAGCAAAGGAGAAGGGGUUUGUUUCUCAGUUAGCUACAUCUGUGGUAAUGGAAGGUGCAUAUGAAUCUGUGUAUACUGCGACAUGGCACUAUGUGGAGGGUGUUGGUGGUGAGGGAUUCGGUAUGCAAGUGAAAGAGGGCCAUCCACCGCAA
Trypanosoma theileri is the source of this 513-nucleotide messenger RNA. Its product is annotated as retrotransposon hot spot (RHS) protein. The annotation marks the transcript as partial. The record is from RefSeq and is a predicted model, not a curated record. Lineage: Eukaryota; Euglenozoa; Kinetoplastea; Trypanosomatida; Trypanosomatidae. The transcript has a single exon.